GUCUGUACACGAGGGAACGGAGUCUGCAGGGCUAGCUUGGCAGAAUGGCACCCACGUUCCCUCGCCGCUCCAGGUCCAACUGUUUGUCCACUACUCAAUGCCAAGGAGGCAUGAGCUUCACAAGAAGCAGUAAGUUUCGAGUAGUUGAUAGCAACCUCACCAGCAUCCAAGGAGACCAUAAUACAACACACAACUACUAUCAAAAUUUCUCCAGAGCUGAGUCAGGUCUUUCAGUGUUGAGGAGUCGCGUCGCGUUCAGUGCUCUUCAUGAUUCGGAGGCUCGUUAUCCUCAGCCAAAUGUUUUGCCUGGCACUCGGGAAGAAAUUAUCCAAAACUUAGGUCGUUGGAGCGAGGAUCCUUACAAGGAGAACAGAGUAUAUUGGGUCAAUGGCGCUGCUGGGGUAGGCAAGUCAGCGAUUGCACAAGCGCUGUCUGAAAAGUACAUCCGAUCCGGGCAUCACGCAGCAGCAUUCUUUUUUUCAAGGAACGAUUAUACUCGAGACAGGCUUGAUCCAUUCGUUGCUACCAUUGCCUACCAGCUUGCGACAUCAAAAGCUGUUGGGCCCUUUAUAGCACCCCUCAUUAACCACAUCAUCCGUUCAAUGCCCGAGAUUCUGGAUAAAAACUGGGAACAUCAAUUCAGAACGUUAAUAGAAGAACCGUGUACUCAGGUAGACCCCAGACAAUGGCUUCAACUUCCCCGACUUGUCAUUAUUGACGGUGUUGACGAAUGCAUCGAAGUGAAAUCUCAGAAGAGACUGCUCCAGAUAAUCCGAAAUGCCACACCUACUCUUCCCCUCGAUUUCCUCAUUUUCAGCCGACCGGAACCGCACAUCUCUCACACCUUCCGUCAUGAAUCUUUCAUUCCGAGUCCAUUCCGCAUGGCCUUGGGUGAUUUUGCUGUGUGGGAUGAUAUUGAAACAUAUCUUCGCCAUGAGUUUGCUCGCAUUCGGGAGGAACACUGGGAUACCUUACCCAGUCCACAGGCUAGAUGGCCUGGUGACAACGUGAUACACCAGUUGCUAUGCAAGGCAACAGGACAGUUCAUUUACGUGACCACCGUAAUGAAGUAUAUCGAUACCGGCAAAAUACCAGUAGCACCUGGGCAGCGACUGGAAAUUAUACUUCGUGCCAAAAGAGUGGUGCAGUCGACAUCUCCCUACCCCGACCUGGACCUGCUGUACUCCCAAAUCUUACAGUGUUGUGUCGAUGAAGAUGGGAACCUUCGGAAGAUCUUGCAGUUAAUAGUGAGCCCUUUCGGUGCACAUCACGUUUUGAAAUCGCCCUUUCGGCUACGUGGCUCGUCUUCAAUUGGCUUACGAAGUUUAUGUGCCCUCGAACAACUUCUGGAUUUAAGCGAGGGCGAGGCCGCUGCUCUGCUGUCUGGAUUACAUUCGAUUCUCGGCAUCCCCGCGUCCAGAACAGAAGACGUCGAAGUAUUACACGCGUCCUUUUCAGAUUAUCUCCUCGACUCGCACCGCGCUGGCGUAUAUCAUGUGGGUGCAAAACUUUCUCCCCAGGAGUGGAGACAAUUACUCGUCGUCUCUCAACUUCGAAUGCUUUCCCGAUUUUGUAUCGAAUCCGAACCUUCGCCUAUGCACUCUCGCGACCAUCCUCUCAACGGGAUCCACGAUGCGGAUAUUGGCGCACUCAAUGUUUGGAAGUAUCUAUACGACAAUCGGAGGACCAUCGCUAUCAACAGCGAGAUCGCUGCAGCCCUCAAUGCGUUUGAUCCUCAUCUGUACCUCGCUACGCUACUUCGUUGGAAUUAUCAACUCAAGCUUGAUGGCUACACACACCAUCCCAGCCUACAAACAGACAGGAAGAAUGGACACAAACCACUUGUCAGUUGGUAUAAUCCUGCGGAAACCUUUGAGGCAUUGGACUUUCAGGUUUCGCGGUUCUACGGGACUCCCCGAGAGUGGCGAUGCCAUACAGCAGCAGUGCAUUAUCAAGUGACCAUGCUUUACAGUGCUUUUCAGUUGUUGAAGGAGCUUGAUAAAUCGGAUAAAUCCUCUUCUCCUUGCCUCGAUAAAUUCUUCAAAAGAUGCAGCUCUUUAUUCCGCGGUUUCUACGUGACAUUCCCUAGAGACCAGGACAAGAGAUCUAUACAAUAUACCCUUUUUGCAUGCCAAUUAUCCAUCUCCCGUCGCAUCCAUCACAAGUUUCCGAAUUUCAAGGCUAUCUAUCACAUCAUGUGUUUGAAAGCGACUGUCGGCCAAUUCGACGUGUCACUGAGGAUCUUACCUUCCGACAACGAGGACGGGCGACAUACGACAAUCCCAGCGGGAUGGGAAGUCAAGUACAUCGAUCCAGCCGAAGGGCGGCUUCUUCGCAGGCUUAUUGAACUCCUCGUUUACAGCCCGCUCAGGAGGAGUGACGAGUCCCAAUCAGAAAUCGCCUCCCGUAUCAUGGACGUUUUCCCUUCAUCUGAAUUCGAAAACUGGACCUACAAGCUAGCUAAGUUGGACUGGGGGAAGACGUGGAGAGCAUAUUUGUUCGGCAAGCUGGCUCAAAUAACGCAGGGGAAGCGGACGACAAGUAAGGUAACCUUCGAACAUGGACAUUCUGACUGGACAGUUGUACCCGUAUAUGCAGGCAGCAUGAAUCCAAGAGAUAGUGAAUAAUAACUCGUAUCGUG
Marasmius oreades (fairy-ring Marasmius) is the source of this 2641-nucleotide messenger RNA. RefSeq lists its product as uncharacterized. Bases 45 to 2627 code for a protein of 860 amino acids. The record is from RefSeq and is a predicted model, not a curated record. The transcript has 5 exons. NCBI's taxonomy places the organism in Eukaryota, Fungi, Basidiomycota, Agaricomycetes, Agaricales, Marasmiaceae.